Lachancea nothofagi CBS 11611 is the source of this 963-nucleotide messenger RNA. Lineage: Eukaryota; Fungi; Ascomycota; Saccharomycetes; Saccharomycetales; Saccharomycetaceae. The record is from the annotation of a GenBank genome assembly.
AUGAGCAGCAACAACUCCGUGAGAGUCGUGGUGGACAAAGAUACCGUUUCGAGGUUUGCUUCGUGCCAGUCAGCAACGCUGAAUCACCUCAACAAGUACGAGACUCUAACCAAUUCUCUAAACUACUUGCUUUCGUACUCGGUCGUCUCUAGCACGAUUUCUGCAGUACUCACAAUACUUUACCGUGUCAAGAUGGUUGCCGUUGAAUCUCCUAAGUCUCCUCAGCUCGUGAAAAAAGGGUACCAAGCUGGCGUGUCGGGUCUUCACAAGAUUGAUGAAUUAUUUAAUCUCCUUGUUUUGCGUGAAGGUCUUGACGAAUUCCUCAGCCAAUACCGCUCUCAUAGCGGUAAAGCCGGAUUGUGGGUUCUUCUAUACAUGGUCGAUUAUGUCGCUAACGUCUCGAACCUUGUGCUCAAGGAAUUAGUGGUCAAGCCGUUGAACCUGGGAAAAAAGGCUUCUGGUCCUGCGGCAGCAGCUCACGAAAUUGAGACCAACGGCGUUUCUGAGACAGGUCACACAGAUGCUAAAAACUUACCUCAUAUCAAGGAACUAGCAGGAACUACUCGCUCUCUGAGUCAUGAGCUGCAAUCCAAAUUGCAGUCUAACUACAUUGGGCCAACUAAGACCAAACUUCAACAAGAGUAUAUUGAGCCUACUAAGGACAAAAUUAAUGGUACCCGCGAGUUUGUUAGCGAAAAGUACGGUGAAUUCAUCAAGCCUACUUACAGUGCUGCUUACCAGACUGUUUCUGAAAAAUACGAAGGCAACCUAUCCAAAUCUGAGAGCGUUCCCAGAGCGAUCGUGUCGACCGGCGUAGACCUAGGCCAUAUGACUUUAGGAAAACUAAAGACUGGUGUAGCGAACGGGGUGGACAAAGUCGAGCCAAAGGCUAAGGGCGUUGCCGACGAACUUAGCGAGACAGCUGCUUCUGUGUUACAAAAUGCUAACAAUAUGGCGAAGUAA